AUGCCCACGCCUGCCCAUCCAAAUAUUCCUGGCGCAUGGACCGUUGGAAGGCCGAAGAGCGAAUGGCCGGAUCCGCCAAAAACUUUGAAUCCAAAGUUCUAUUCGCCAGAGCCACCAGAGGAGGCUUCUCCGGAGGAGUAUGAUGUCACUGAGCUGUGGAAGUGCCAGAAGGAGGAGAUGUUUGGCACUGAGCUUCAGAGCUUGAAGGGCUACUCGCCACUGCCGUCUCCUACUGGUUCUUCGCCGUUUUCUUCGAAGGUGUUCUCGCCUGGCUUGCCCCAGGAGGGUUAUGUUCCGGAAGAGGCUGAAGUCACCUCGUCUAUUGAGCCACACAUGACGGGGCCGUUAUUGCCAGACUCAGCACCGCUUGAUUUCUCGUGCUUGAUGCCCCAAGCUGGUCUUGUGAUGGCGUCUGCAGCGGCGCCAAUGGCUGGAUGCUGGGACUUUGACCCGGCUAACAAAACUGACGAGAACGUCUUGUUGCACGUAUUGGCAGAGGAUUUCGAUAGAAUAGCUUUAGAGCCGGAGUACGGGCCCAAGAUUAUGAUCGAGCAAGAACCGUGGCAUCAUACGGUAAAAGGGUUAGCCUGGGGCUUAUCUUCCAAAGAAUACCAUAAACGGUACUACUGGGCAAAGUAUGUUCAUGACGAGGAGAACUAG
Candidozyma haemuli is the source of this 660-nucleotide messenger RNA. RefSeq lists its product as uncharacterized. The record is from RefSeq and is a predicted model, not a curated record. The coding region runs from base 1 to 660 and encodes 219 amino acids. The transcript has a single exon. NCBI's taxonomy places the organism in Eukaryota, Fungi, Ascomycota, Pichiomycetes, Serinales, Metschnikowiaceae.